Messenger RNA from Brachypodium distachyon (stiff brome), 1585 nucleotides. Its product is annotated as monooxygenase 2. The transcript is spliced from 5 exons. Gene Ontology annotation, molecular function: FAD binding. The record is from RefSeq and is a predicted model, not a curated record. Bases 134 to 1249 code for a protein of 371 amino acids. NCBI's taxonomy places the organism in Eukaryota, Viridiplantae, Streptophyta, Magnoliopsida, Poales, Poaceae.
UUUUUUUCGAAAAACAAAGGCCAAAAGGUGCCGUGUCCAUCUCAUUCUUGUGACUAGCUAGCACCAGCUUACAUUCUCCGGGAGGUGUACAUAUUCCCCCUAUUGGCUUGAGAACUAAAACUGACGCAGCAGCAUGCAGCAAGAGGCCGAUACCGGCAGCGAGCACGUCAUCGUCGUGGGCGCCGGCCUCGCCGGCCUCGCGGUGGCGCUCAGACUACACAGGAAAGGGGUGAAGAGCGUGGUGGUGCUGGAGUCGUCGCCGGCGCUGCGGGCGUCCGGGUACGCCAUCACGACGUGGGCGAACGCCUUCCGCGCGCUUGACGCCCUUGGGGUGGGGAACAAGAUAAGGAAGCGCCACCAGCAAAUUCAGGGGUUGCAGGUAAUCUCUUCGGCCACCGGAGAAGUUACACACGAGCUGUGUUUCGCGCCGCCGCAGGGUAACAAAGGAGUACCACAUCAUGAGGCCCGCCGCGUCAGGCGUGACUUGCUCGUGCAGGCCUUGGAGGAAGAGCUGCCGGAAGGCACCAUCCGCUACUCCUCCAAGGUUGUUUCCAUCCAGGAGGACGUCGGCAGCGCCGCCAAGAUCAUACAUCUUGCCGACGGGUCAGUUCUCAGAGCGAAGGUUCUGAUCGGAUGCGACGGAGUCAACUCCGUGGUGGCGAAAUGGCUGGGGCUCGCGAAGCCGUCAGACUCAGGGCGCUUGGCUACAAGAGGCAUCGCGCUUUACCCUGACGGCCAUUGUUUCCAGCCCAAGUUCCUGCAGUUCAUCGGCCAAGGCUUCCGCUUUGGUUUCGUGCCCUGCAACGAGGCUGACAUCUACUGGUUCUACACUUGGUCUCCUCCCAAAAACGAGGCUGAUGACUGUGCGAACGAGAGCGGGGCCAAGGUUAAGCAACAGGUGCUGGACAAGCUGAGGAGCUCAAAGGUGCCAAUGGAGGCGCUGGAGGUGGUGGAGAGGAGCGAGAUGAGCGACGACGCGCCGGCCGCGCCGCUGCGGUUCCGGCCGCCGCUGUCGCUGCUGUUGGCGAGCAUCAGCAAGGGGAACGUGUGCGUGGCCGGCGACGCGCUGCACCCGAUGACGCCGGACAUUGGCCAGGGCGGCUGCUCGGCGCUCGAGGACGGCUACGUAGUCGGCUUCCUGCAGCAGAGUGACAACGCUGUCGUGAGCUUUCUGCGGGAGAAGGUCCUGGCUGGAGUGCUGGCGAGAACGCUUGUGAAAAUGGCGGACUAUGACUGCGGAACGCUGUAAAGCGAGCAAUCCUCACCUGUUUUGUUGAGAAAUAGCAAUGCAUAUUUGAAAAUAUUCUAUACCACUUUGGAUAAUUGGAGAGUGUUGGGAAUUGGUUAUGCAUAUUUGAGAAGAUUCUAGAAUAGUUUGGAUUAUUAGAAGAGAAGAUAUUUACAAUGAGCCAUCUAGUGUCAUGAGAGAGGAUAUGAAUAUUCUAAAAGGCUUGAGAGGUUACUUGAAGAGUGUUGCAAUUUACCAUGACAGGACCUAGUUAGGGUAAGUUUCAAGAAUAAGUGAGAAUUCUCUAAAACUAAGAUACAUGUAGAGUAUUCUAGAGAAUUGUAGUGGGAUGUACCA